CCCCGCCCGCAGUUGUUUAGAACGUCAUCACGCACAACUUUUCGGUCUCUAGCAAAAAGUACCAGAAAGUUUUGUUUUGACAUUAUUUCUAUAUGUGUAAAUAUGUUUUUUUUUUGUUCUGGUAUUCUAAACUUUAUUUACAGCAUACGAUGUAAGUUCGUGCUGUGAAUUUGCUAAGACUUCCCGAAGUUAGUUUUCAGUUUUACCGUUUCCGUAUUUUAGAAGGACGUGGAUAUGCAGCUUUAACUUUGUACACGGAUGUUUGUUCUGUUAAUGCGUUAUGAAGACUGUUAUUAGCAGUGUUUGGACGUUUUACAAUGAAACACCGACCUUUGACACUUGGGAGGCUUCCUAGUGUAACAGAGGAGCCACAACCUGCUAAGCAAAUGUUUGAAAUGCAGAGAAGUACUCAGCAACACUCUUCAGAUUCUGGAACUAGCAGUGGAGUAUCUUCAGGCCAAGCGGCUACAGUAACCAGGGCAUUAGAGGAAGGAGUGAGAGAAGCUAAUAGCAGAGAUGCACAGAUUUCAGUAAAUAUGUUACAAGAUGACCAAGAAGUAUAUCGAAUGUCUAGGCAACAUUCCCAUUCCUGCAUUCACAGCCAUAGUCGCUCUCAUCUUCACUCUCAUGUCAAUGUGGAAAAUGCUGAAGAGACUAGUUUAGACACAGAUGAACAGAGCGGUUCAUUGUCUGAGCUCAAAUGCAUCUAUCAGUGGCUUCAGAAAAGUCUUCCAUUUAUACUGAUUCUUUGUGCCAAACUUGUUGUCCAGCAUGCACUCGGUAUUGCUGUUGGAAUCGGACUGAUGACAACCUUUCUGUAUGCAAAUAAAAGUAUUGUCAAUCAGGUUAUUUUAAAGGAGAAGCACUCAAAGCUGCAUUGUGCAUGGGUGCUGGUUUUCCUAACAGCGUCUUCUCUUCUACUCUAUUACAUAUUCUAUCCUCAGACUCUGUAUCUCAGCUUAAUUUUUAUGAAUCCGACUUUAAAAUCCCAACAGUUAUGGGAUGUAAUAUGGAUUGUGGGAAUCACAGAUUUCAUCCUAAAAUUCAUCUUCAUGGUCUGUAAAUGCUUUAUCAUUCUCCUGCCAUCAUUCAUCGUGUCUUUUAAAUCAAAGGGCCAGUGGUUCAUGUUUAUUGAAGAGGUCUGUCAGUAUUAUCGUUCACUUACACCAUUACCAGUUUGGGCUCGUUACCUGAGUGGUUAUCUAGAAGACACCUCUGUACUUGGGUGGGCAUAUGGUUUCCUUCUCCUCCUGACUUUUCUGAUUCUGCCUCUUUUGGACAUUUUUGCACAGUGGCGAACCUUCAGAAAGUCUUUGCAUGUAUUCUGUAGGGAAAAGAACAGCUGUACAAGUGCCACUAAAAGGCAAUGUUCUGAAGCUGGAGGCCUAUGCUCUAUCUGCCACUCUGAAUUUACAGGUCCAGUUAUCCUCACGUGUCAGCACAUAUUCUGUGAAGAAUGCAUUUAUUUAUGGUUCAUUCGAGAGAAGACCUGCCCCCUUUGUAGAACAGUGAUCAGAGAUGGAGUUCAAAAAUGGAAGGAUGGUGCCACUGCCUCACACCUGCAGCUUUACUGAGGGAAUGUGAAUUGCAUUAAGAACAUUAAUUUUGGUGAAGGGGUAGAUGCUUUGUACCUGAACAAUAAACUGUCUUGAAAUGACAAGUCCUGCUGACAUAUACAUAUGCUGAACAUGGAAUUCCUACUCUACGUACUUUAUUUAUAUUCUGUUACCAUAUUAUGCUUAUUGUUAAGCACCAGAUUUGCUUUGAUUGCCAUCGACUUGCAGUAUGGAUAUUUGGCUUGAAAAAGCCUCUUGUGUUUAUGGUUUAUAGUAAGAUCUUGUUAACUCAAACCUCAUACAUCAUGGGCUAAUGUGUUGAAAGAUACAUUAAAAUAGCUGUAUGUAUCACAUGUA
This is a messenger RNA of Protopterus annectens (West African lungfish), 1913 nucleotides long. It is a transcript of the gene RNFT1, whose product is annotated as ring finger protein, transmembrane 1. Bases 318 to 1574 code for a protein of 418 amino acids. Gene Ontology annotation, biological process: positive regulation of ERAD pathway. Lineage: Eukaryota; Metazoa; Chordata; Ceratodontiformes; Protopteridae. Gene Ontology annotation, molecular function: ubiquitin protein ligase activity. Gene Ontology annotation, cellular component: endoplasmic reticulum. The record is from RefSeq and is a predicted model, not a curated record. The transcript is spliced from 12 exons.